UUGAACCCGGACCGCACGGACUCCGGCUGCGAGCGCUGGGUCGGUUUAAUGGCCAAGGGAGGAGCAGAGCUGAGCUUCAUCACCCGGACAGAAAGCAUGAGCGGGGGCUACGAUGUCGAGCAGUUCGUCGAGACCCCAGACCCCGACCUGGUCUGCACCAUCUGCCGCGGGGUCCUGCGCUGUCCGGUCAGAGUGGCGUGUAACCACGUGUUCUGCAAGAGCUGCAUCCUGCAGUGGCUGAAGAGGCAGGAGAGCUGUCCGUGCUGCAGGAAGCCGGUCACCGCCAGCAUGAUGUUCGUGAUGUACAAGCUGAGCAAGUCCAUCAGCCGCUUGAGAGUGAAGUGUGGCAACGAGGCCAGCGGCUGCGCGGCCACCUUCCCCCUGGCGGACCAGCACUGCCACCGCUCCGGCUGCCCCUUCGAGCCGUCAGCCUGCCCGCACGAGGGCUGCGGCGCCCAGCUCCCAGAUGGGGUCAGGCUCUCCUGCCACCCUGCACUGGAAGAAGCAGUCAGAAAAUGGAUGGGCGGAUUUUUCUGA
Molecule: messenger RNA, 537 nt
Organism: Lepisosteus oculatus (spotted gar)
Lineage: Eukaryota; Metazoa; Chordata; Actinopteri; Semionotiformes; Lepisosteidae
Source: RefSeq, a predicted model, not a curated record